This is a messenger RNA of Felis catus (domestic cat), 955 nucleotides long. It is a transcript of the gene TNFSF13, whose product is annotated as TNF superfamily member 13. The record is from RefSeq and is marked provisional. Gene Ontology annotation, molecular function: tumor necrosis factor receptor binding; receptor ligand activity. Gene Ontology annotation, biological process: positive regulation of isotype switching to IgA isotypes; immune response. Gene Ontology annotation, cellular component: membrane. Lineage: Eukaryota; Metazoa; Chordata; Mammalia; Carnivora; Felidae.
AUGCCAGCCUCGUCUCCUUCCUUGCCAGCCCCCAGAGGGCCACCGGGAGACAUGGGGGGCCCGGCCCGAGAGCCGGCGCUCUCAGUCGCCCUCUGGUUGAGUUGGGGGGCGGCUCUAGGGGCUGUGGCGUGUGCCAUGGCCCUGCUGACCCAGCAAACAGAGCUGCAAAAUCUAAGGAGAGAGGUGACUCGGCUGCAGAGGACUGGAGGGCCCUGCAAGGAGGAAGAAGGGCAUCCGUGGCCGAGCCUCCGGGAGCAGAGCCCUGACGCCCUGGAAGCCUGGGAGAAUGGGGAGAGGUCCCGGAGAAAGAGAGCAGUGCUCACCCAUAAACAGAAGAAGAAGCACUCCGUUCUGCACCUUGUCCCCAUCAACAUCACCUCUAAGGAGGACUCUGAUGUGACAGAGGUGAUCUGGCAACCAGCUCUGAAGCGUGGGAGAAGCCUGGAGGCUCAAGGAUACGUUGUUCGAGUCUGGGACACUGGAGUUUAUCUGCUGUAUAGCCAGGUCCUGUUCCACGAUGUGACUUUCACCAUGGGUCAGGUGGUGUCCCGGGAGGGCCGGGGAAGGCAGGAGACGCUAUUCCGUUGUAUACGAAGUAUGCCUUCCAAUCCGGACUGGGCCUACAAUAGUUGCUACAGUGCAGGUGUCUUCCACCUACACCAAGGGGAUAUUCUGAGUGUCACAAUCCCCCGGGGAAGGGCGAAGCUUAGCCUCUCGCCAUCUGGAACCUUCCUGGGCUUUGUGAAACUGUGAUUUUGAGGUGGUCUCAAGCUCGGAAGACUGGGGUGGGGACAUACUGGAGGCAGCCAAGAGCUAACAGGAACAGAGGCUUCUUCUAGGGUUGACUGGAACCCUGGGUUUGACGACUCACGAAUCUCCGUGCCUCCCUUUUCCCUUUCCGCCCCCAUCCCCUGGACUUCGACUUCACGGAUAUUAAAGAAGUGUAAUCUCUUGC